Molecule: messenger RNA, 1505 nt
Organism: Anopheles merus
Lineage: Eukaryota; Metazoa; Arthropoda; Insecta; Diptera; Culicidae
Gene: Ctu2
Product: cytoplasmic tRNA 2-thiolation protein 2
Exons: 1
Coding region: 108-1460 (450 amino acids)
Biological process (GO): tRNA wobble position uridine thiolation
Cellular component (GO): cytosol
Molecular function (GO): sulfurtransferase activity; tRNA binding
Source: RefSeq, a predicted model, not a curated record
GUUUCGCCGUUCGCCAACGAGAAAUUAUCCCACCUUGUGCAAAGUUAGAACGGAAAAGAGGAAUUUAUACAGUAUUGUUUCUCGGUUUUAGACGCUUGCCGGCCAGCAUGUGCAGUAUCGUGGAGGAUGACUUUGGUGACGAGGGCGGUGCACACGCCAUGAAGGAGGACACACCGCAGCCGGAGCUGGGCGGUAAUGAGCUGUGCCGCAAGUGCAACACCGAGCAGGCCGUUUUGAAGCUCAACCAGAAGGAACCGCAGUGUCGGGUUUGCUUUCUCAACUACGUGCGGCACAAGUUUCGGGCUUCGCUGGGUUCCACAAAAAUCGUGCGCCGUGGAUCGCGAGUGCUCAUCAUCCUUACCGGAGAGCCGGCGAACGUGACCCUCCUCGAUAUGGUACGGUUCGGGCUGGAGCAGGAUGCGUUCAAGCAGCUACGGAUAGUACCGGUCCUGCUGUACGUCGAUGACGAUUUCGUUGGAAACACAGCGGAGGCAAGAUUACGACAGCUGGCGGAGCGAUUACAGGUGUUCAAGCAGUUCGAGAGCUUCCCGGCGUACUAUACCGUGUGUGGUUCUUCGCGGCACGUUGCCAUUACGUUUGAUGGCGCCUUUUCACCGGCCAGUUUCGAGCAAGAUGAAGCGCGACUGCUGCAGGUACUGAAUGCGGUCCGAUCGGUUUCGUCCAAGCAGGAUCUACUAGAGCAGGUGCGCAAACAAACGUAUCGUCAAAUCGGCCAUGCCCUCCAGUGUGCCUACGUCUUCCUGUCCGAUAUUGGGGUUGAUCUGGCCAAAACGCUACUAUCGAAUGUGGCUCUUGGUCGUGGAUGCUCCCUAGCGCAGGAUGUAGCCUUCUGUGAUGAUCGCGAUGAUACGGUGAAGCUGGUACGACCAAUACGCGACCUCAAUCCGGACGAGGUUAGCAACUAUUUGCAGUACAGCGAGCAACCAUUGCUGUCCUACUCGCCCGCCAAACACUUCGAGGAUAAGCCAAGCUUGCAGAAUUUGACCGCCAAGUUUAUCGACAAUCUGAUGCAAAGCUUCCCGUCGACGGUAUCGACCGUGUACCGAACCGGUGAUAAAUUGGACGCACCGAAAGCAGCACGAAACGGUCCCGCCGUCGGUGAUGGAACAUCGGAACGGCAGGACGAAAGCGAGGAUUUUCUUGCCCUGUUUGACAGAACGCUCACAUUGGACGAUCGGCCGUCGGGGGAGUGUUGCCGUUUCUGCGGUGCUGCCUUAGACUAUCGAGGAUCGAAAACGCUGUUUGCUACCGAAUAUUCGCGCCUCGUUUCAUCUCGGAUUAAUGCCGCCUGCAGCCAUGAGGAUAUUUUGCUAAAGUCCAAACAAAUGGAACUGGAUGCGGAACGUGCGGUAAACGGUGAAGACGACCAGGGCGAAGAGCGCGUGCAUAUGAAGCAGCUUUGCCAUGGGUGUAGGAAUAUUUUUGAAGAUUUUAAUUAAUAAUUAUGAGAUGAUCAUAUAAUAAACGCACUAUGUUGUGGAAAA